Messenger RNA from Rhopalosiphum padi (bird cherry-oat aphid), 2006 nucleotides. RefSeq lists its product as uncharacterized. The record is from RefSeq and is a predicted model, not a curated record. Lineage: Eukaryota; Metazoa; Arthropoda; Insecta; Hemiptera; Aphididae. The coding region runs from base 425 to 1876 and encodes 483 amino acids. The transcript has 10 exons.
ACAAUAAUAGCCAGAAGAAAAAUCAAAAUAAUCAAACGACGCUAGCAAACAUAUGAGACAUUUUAAAGAGAUUAUAAUUACAUCUGUGGUGCGAAACGUUACGAAACGUUCUUUCAUCAGUUUCAUCUUUAUAGCCGUGUGCCUGUGUUAUGAUUUUCGGCCACGGAAAUACUGAUCAUAAUAAUAAUAAUAAUAUUAUACGACAUUUUGUUCUAUAAAUAAUAUAAUAACAUGGUUUAGUUAUUGGCAUAAUAUUAUUUUAUACUCUGUGUUAUCGGUGUUCAUUUUGUAUUUUUGUCGUGACGUAUGUGCAAACUAUCUCGAUUGCCGUGCUGUUUUUUUCUGUUUCUUUUACUAAUAAAUACCUAAACAGUAAACUCAAGACCACAAUAAAUAAGUUUUAUUUUGUACAUUCAACUUAAGUAUGACUUAUCAUAUAGUAAUAUUCAAAAAAGAAAAUGCAGUUGAAGUUGUACCAUCUCAUUGGCUGUCAAAAGAUGGAAUUACUUGUGCUUGGCCACAUAGAAAUUUAGAUCCAAAAAAACAGAUUGAAAAAAAAACAAACCCUAAUACAUCAGAUUUUAAUUGGUAUGAUGUUCGUAUUUUAGCAAAAGAUAUUGCAAGUUUAAAAGAUGCCAAAAUAAAAUGUAGUAAAGCAACUUUUACUUCGGAUUUAUCAGAAAAUGAAAAUAAAGAAACUAGAAAAUUUCGAUGCAAAAUACUUGAUGAUGAUGAUAAUAGUUUUCAUUUAAAAAAAAAAAGAAAAAAUCUUUCCGCACAUAUACAACCGCCAAAACUAUCUAGUCCUCCCAAAUUAAUUGCUGAUACAGACAAUUCAGAUUAUGAUGACUCUGAUACUGACCGUACAUUUGGUCUUCCAAUUAUGAAUUCAUGUAUUAAGAAGUCUCCAAUAAAACAUUUUGAAGUAAAAAUGAGUGAUAAGCAACAAAACAUGUCAAAAAACAAUAUUUAUCGAUCUCCUUCUCGAAAGUUAUCUCUUGAUGGACCAAGCUCAAAUAUUAUUAAAUUAAACUCACCAUCAUCAGGAAAAUGGAAAGUGAUUGAUAUUAAUAAUUCAAGUUCCACUAAGUUUUCAAGAAGAAAGCUAAAUUUUGAUUCAAUGUCACAAAACAUAAAUGGGAACUGUAAUAGUAAUCGCCGUGUCAGUCAGUCUCCAAAACAUUUUGAAAACAUAAAUACAGAUUUGCUUAAGUCCCCUACAGGAAACUGGCGCAUAAAUGAUCAUAAUAUUGAUGAUGUUGCUACUACUCAAGUUGAUUUUAACACGUCACCCAUGUCUUGUAGUCUUAAUACUAACGAAGUCUUAGCUAUUGAUGGUUUAAAAAGUACUUUAAUAAAUUUGACUCGUUCUAUUACAAACAUCAAGUAUGAUAUGAAAAAUUGUAUGAUAAAAAUUGAUAGGAUUGAAAAUAUGUUGAGUGAUAUUCAUACAAAUCAAAAUAAAUCUUUCUCAAAAGAAGUUAAUUAUUUUGUCAAUGAAAGUAUUUAUAAAUUCCCAAUGACAAAUAUUGAUGAGCUGAAUAUGUUUGAAGAAAAAUUAGGUGACAUAGAAUUUCGUCAGAAAGUGAUACAUUACUUGAGUAGACUAGAACGUGAAAGUGUUUCAGAUAUGACGCGACAAAUAAUGUCCAAGUUAUUUCAUAAUAAUUUGUUAUCAAAAUUUUCGUAUGCAGGACAAAAACAAAAAAUGGUCUUUGCUACUUUACAUUCCUGUUCUAUCAUAUUUGAAACUGUAAGAAUUGUACAUAAACAUCGGAAUUGCACUGAUCAAGAAAUAUUAAAGCCAAUGAAGUUUUUCAUGGCAAAUGCAAAAUUCAGAGAAGAGAAGAAACAACAAAAACAUCACUCUUUUUAAUUGUUAUUAUUCAUAAUUUUAAAUGUUUUAUUUUAUAAGCUAACAAUAAGAGAAUUGUCAUCAGUAUAGUUACUAAAAGAAAAUUGUAAAUUACUUAUAAUAUACAAUUAAAAGUUUAUUUUAAUUCUAA